UCGGAAGAUGCUUUGGACAGCUCAGGACUCGCUGCCAAGCACUUCUGUGAAAUCUUUCAGAAGAGAUUAUGCAAGAAAUCAGGCAUUGGUUGUGCACAGCACAUCCAAAGAGAUGUUUGGGAGAGACUCUCAGUCUCUUGUAGUAGGACAGGAGUAUGAGGAUGUUCAGACAUUUCGCAAUGCGCUGACCAGCGCUGCCAUUGCUACAAACUUUGAGCUUCACAUAAUCCGAUCGGAUCAGAGACGUGUCACUGCCAGAUGUGCUGCUGAAGGGUGUUCAUGGCGAGUGCAUGCAUCAAAACUCCCACAGGUGAACACAUUUAGGAUACGAACAUUAACCCCAGAGCACUCAUGUGCAAGAUCAGGAGAUGCCCGCCACAAACAGGCAACUGCGAAGUGGAUAGCCAACUGCAUAAGGGAAAAACUUCGAAGGAAUAGAAACUAUAAACCAAGAGAAAUUUUGAAUGAUAUCCAUCGAGAGUAUGGUGUGCUUAUUACAUACAAGCGGGCUUUCCUUGGUCGCGAAAAGGCUUUGGAAGACCUGAGAUCUGAAUCGGGCAGGGAUACUGUGCCUGUAGAGAAUGAUUAUGAUCAUGUAUCUGAGAAUGAUAUGGAAGCGUGGGGUGAAAUACAUGAUCCCCCCAGAAAUAAACGGGCUAGGAUGAGUGAUAGCAAGGAGGUAAGACCCCUUCAUUGUACUCGAUGUAACCAAAUUGGACAUAAUAGGAGGACAUGUACGGUGAUUGAGCUCUUGCAAGAUGGAUCGAGCUAGAAGAUAUCCCUGUGCUCUGUAGUCACAUAGUCUGAAGGCAUUAGUGAUGGAAAUGUCGUGAUUAGAAUGUCAGCAUUCUGUGCAGAAGAUAUCACUGAGUUCAUUUUGUGCGUGGUUCAUUCAAGUGAUUGGAUCGUCAUGGUCACUGUAUGAUACGGGUUUGUAUCUAUAAAAAUUACAUAUGUGAUCUUCAAUUGUAGACCGAUACAAAUUUCAAAUUGAAUGGUAGUAUAUAAAAUGAUCAUGAAAGUCUCUGGUCUUUGCCUAUUUUUUCCUC
Asparagus officinalis (garden asparagus) is the source of this 1049-nucleotide messenger RNA. RefSeq lists its product as uncharacterized. Bases 8 to 772 code for a protein of 254 amino acids. The record is from RefSeq and is a predicted model, not a curated record. Lineage: Eukaryota; Viridiplantae; Streptophyta; Magnoliopsida; Asparagales; Asparagaceae. The transcript is spliced from 3 exons.